CUCAUUUCACUUCCUUUCCAGCUUGCGGUAUAUCUUUAGGAAUUAGUUACCAUGAAAAAUCGUGUUUCUGUUCCUCGUAAGGCCAACAAUGCAUUAAAAUCAAAGAGACGUACUACUAUUGGACGUACUAAAACUUCCAAAAUUUCAAGAAAGAGGAAAACUCUUCAAGGCAUUCAACUCAGUGGCCGGCUUUCCAAAUCCCUCGUCGUUAUUGACGGCACCAACGUGGCCAUGACGUAUGGUCAUGGAAGCGUUUUUUCCGUACGGGGUAUACAAAUCGCAUUGCAAAAAUUGAAAAGUUUGAACAAGGAAGCAAUUGCGAUUGUACCACAAAAAACGAUGAAGAAAAUCUACACGGAUAAUCACUCAUUAAUUCACUCAUUGGCUGAUGCUGGAGAUGUACUCUGUGCUCCAGGAAAAAAUCUGCCAAAUGGUACCAUAACAGAGUGUAAUCCGGAAAGAUUUAUUCUCGAUGCUGCUUAUUAUUACGAUGGGAACGUUUUGAGCAAUAGUGAAUUCGAUAAAAUUGCACAUGAGAAACAAGAAUGGAAAAAUUUAAUUCAAAGUGGAAGAAUUCAAAAAUACCAAUUUAACGGCAAUGAACUGGUUUUACUUUAGAUUUAGAUCAACGUUGGAGGAUCUCACUAAAAAUGGAAAAUAAUCUAAAUUAUAAUGUAUUUUUGGAAAAAAAUAUAUAGGUAAAUAGA
Molecule: messenger RNA, 707 nt
Organism: Phlebotomus papatasi
Lineage: Eukaryota; Metazoa; Arthropoda; Insecta; Diptera; Psychodidae
Product: endoribonuclease ZC3H12A-like
Exons: 3
Coding region: 52-618 (188 amino acids)
Cellular component (GO): cytoplasmic ribonucleoprotein granule; nucleus
Molecular function (GO): mRNA binding; RNA endonuclease activity
Source: RefSeq, a predicted model, not a curated record